Fragaria vesca subsp. vesca is the source of this 594-nucleotide messenger RNA. Its product is annotated as cell wall / vacuolar inhibitor of fructosidase 2-like. Bases 1 to 594 code for a protein of 197 amino acids. Lineage: Eukaryota; Viridiplantae; Streptophyta; Magnoliopsida; Rosales; Rosaceae. The record is from RefSeq and is a predicted model, not a curated record. Gene Ontology annotation, molecular function: pectinesterase inhibitor activity. The transcript has a single exon. Gene Ontology annotation, biological process: negative regulation of catalytic activity.
AUGGCUUUUGCUAGCAAGUUUGUACUUGUUUCAUCACUGUUGGUUGUGUUCCUCAUGAUCAACAUCAAACCAUCAUCGAGUCAAACUACAGACGAACUGAUCGAUGAGAUAUGCCGGGCCACAGAGGACUUCGGGUUUUGCACGGGAACUUUCAAUACACACUUGAAGGCCCCAAAUGCCGAUAUAGUUGCCCUGACCCAGAUAACCAUAGAGGUAGCAUCUGAUCAGGCAACCCAAACCCUUAGCUUUAUCCGGCAGACACUUACCACCACAACAGACCCGGCAUUGAAGAAAGCUCUUACUGAGUGUCAGGAUGCUUAUGCUCUAAUCACGCAGCAAUAUGGCUCGGCAGCGGUGGCAUUUUUCCAGAAGGACUACAGUAGUGUGGAGAAGGAUGAGCGCCCAACCGCUCGAGUAGAAGCGAGCUGCGAAGCGACACUCAGCGCGCCGCCGAAUAAUCAGCAGCACAUUCUGGACGAUAGAAGCAAGCAGAUGAGGAUUUUCAUUGUCAUGUCUGUGAAUGCAGUGGAGACACUCCUUCGAAUGAAAACAAGUGUUAAUUUAGCACAGGCUGGUGCACCUGCUCCGAUGUAA